Molecule: messenger RNA, 402 nt
Organism: Cylicostephanus goldi
Lineage: Eukaryota; Metazoa; Nematoda; Chromadorea; Rhabditida; Strongylidae
Source: the annotation of a GenBank genome assembly
AUGUCGCCAUCAUAUGGAAAUGGCGGAGGAAGUUACGGUGGAGGAAUGGGAGAUUAUGGUGGAGGUGGAGGCGGUGGUGGUUAUGCCCAGUCUGGAGGAGGAGGUUACUCCACUGGCGGUGGAUACAGAAGGAGACAUGCUCGAGCAGCUGAGCAGAAAAAGGGAACAAGCUCUGAUAUUGAAUGCAGCAGCGAUGAAGUAAAGGAAAUUAUCAAGAAGGCGAUGAGCGACGACGAAGCCGAAACCCGUACGAAGAUCACAGCCGAACUUGUAAAGAAGAAUGACAAGCUAGCUGUAUUCUGCACACCCCACUCCUUCGACUUUACCAUCUCAAAGAGCGCCGAAUUCUGCUCCGUCAAAGGAGAGAAAUUCACUUGCUAUGCUUUCGUCUUCACCGACUAG